Messenger RNA from Racocetra persica, 376 nucleotides. The record is from the annotation of a GenBank genome assembly. Lineage: Eukaryota; Fungi; Glomeromycota; Glomeromycetes; Diversisporales; Gigasporaceae.
CUUAUUUGGCAUUCAACCUGAUAUUAGUACUAAUUUGCACCUACAAUCUAAUCAAUCUAAUACACAACAAACUAUACCAAACGACCACUUUCCUUAUAAUCUAAGCUUAUUUGGCAUUCAACCUAAUAUUAGUACUAAUUUAUACUUACAAUCUAAUCAAUCUGAUAUACAACAAACUAUACCAAACAACAACUUUCCUUAUAAUCUAAGCUUAUUUGGCAUUCAACCUGAUAUUAGUACUAAUUUACACUUACAAUCUAAUCAAUCUGAUACACAACAACCUAUACCAAAUAACAACUUUUCUUCUAAUCCAAGUUCUCUUGAUAUCCAACCUGACAAUCAAUUGUCUACUUCUCAUAUAGUAUACAAGAAUUAG